AUGAGGAAUACAGCAGAAGGCCGCCGGGAAAAAGGGUACAGGGAGCGAGUGAGAGCGGGGCGAGCCACAGCGCCGGAAAACAGCGGCUACGCGGAAACAAGCCGACCCAGCCCUUCCCGGAAGAACCCUUGUGCUGGCAGGACACCGAGCCCGGCGGCUCCGGCGCAGGCGCCGCUCCUCCGGCCUCCGGGGCGGGGGGCGCUUCGGGAGACGCUAUACGUGCUCGAAAAAUUUGAAAUCUUCAACCUGGAUAUGAAGACUGGGGACACCCUGAAGGUCAAGGGCAAGAUAUCCGAUGAUGCUGACAGGUUCAGCAUCAAUCUCGGCUGUAAGUCCUCGGAUCUGGCACUUCACUUCAAUCCCCGCUUCGAUGAGUCUGUCAUCGUCUGCAACUCCAGGUGCUCCAAUGCCUGGGAGGCAGAGCAUCGUGAUAACCACCUCUGUUUCUCCAAGGGCUCCACUAUUAAGAUCAUCAUUGAAAUGCUGGAAGACAAAUUCCGAGUGAAGCUACCAGACGGCCAUGAAGUGGAGUUCCCCAACCGGCACAGCUACAGCAAGAUCUGCUACAUGAGUGUCAAGGGAGGCUUCAGGGUCACCUCCUUCAAGCUGGAUUGA
Molecule: messenger RNA, 615 nt
Organism: Nipponia nippon (crested ibis)
Lineage: Eukaryota; Metazoa; Chordata; Aves; Pelecaniformes; Threskiornithidae
Source: RefSeq, a predicted model, not a curated record